AUGAUUAAAGAUCUCUUGUGGAGCGAUCCAAUGAAUGGAAUUUCUCAUUACCUUCCUUCAUCGAGAGGUACAGGAAGUUACUUUGGCUAUAACUCAACAGUAGAUUUUCUCAAAUCUUCCCAAAUGAAACAAAUCAUCAGAGGCCACCAAUGCACAGAGGGAGGUAUCUGUAAGCAUUGGGACGGCCUCCUAUAUACUGUUUUCUCUUCUUCAAAUUAUAACAGGAAUUCUGAAAACUUCGCAGGUCUUUUGCAAAUUGACGAAAAUUCGCAAGUAAGAGCUUACAUUAUGACUAAAAUACAAAGAAAAGUUCCAGCACAAAAUAAAUUAGCAAGAUCUCUCAUUAACAAACAAGCGCUUAACAAACCUUUACGUAGAUCAUCACUAUUUACAUUUGGACAGCCAGUAUUGCCUCCUAUACGAUCUAAUAAGUCGUUUGGCUCCAGUCUUAUUCUUCGUAAUACUCCUGAAUAA
Messenger RNA from Trichomonas vaginalis G3, 474 nucleotides. Its product is annotated as phosphoprotein phosphatase protein. The coding region runs from base 1 to 474 and encodes 157 amino acids. Gene Ontology annotation, cellular component: nucleus; cytosol. NCBI's taxonomy places the organism in Eukaryota, Parabasalia, Trichomonadida, Trichomonadidae. The transcript has a single exon. Gene Ontology annotation, molecular function: protein serine/threonine phosphatase activity. The record is from RefSeq and is a predicted model, not a curated record.